ACUAACAAUAAACCCAAUAAAACCUCUAAGCCCAUUCAAAUACUUAGGGCUUCAAGAAGAAGAGAAAGACCAUAUACGGCAUCGUUCUCUCCCCUUCCUUCAAGCAUCGUCUUCGCUGGGCAGUCGCCAUAGCCUCUGUUUCUUUGUUUCUUUCUCAGUUAGAGAAUGGGUUGGAAAGCUGCUGAAAAGCUUAUUAGGCACUGGAAAAUACUUAGAGGAGAUAAUGUAAUGAUAAUAAGGGGCAAGGAUAAAGGUGAGACUGGUGUUAUUAAGCGCGUCGUUCGUUCACAGAAUCGUGUUAUUGUUGAGGGAAAAAAUCUGGUAAAAAAGCACAUCAAGGCAGGUGAAGGUCAUGACGGUGGAAUCUUCACUGUUGAAGCACCAAUUCAUGCAUCAAACGUUCAAGUUGUUGAUCCAGUCACUGGGAAACCAUGCAAGGUUGGAAUUCGAUAUCUUGAAGAUGGAACCAAAGUGAGAGUCUCAAGAGGUAUAGGGGCAUCUGGGUCCAUCAUUCCUCGUCCUGAAAUUUUAAAGCUAAGGACAACUCCAAGACCUACCGUAGCUGGCCCCAAGGAUACUCCAAUGGAUCUUGUGCUGGAGAGGACAUAUGAUUCUAAAACUGGGAAGGGCAUGCCUGAACUUUGAAGAAACUUUGUUAUCAAAUUUAUUAGAAAUUAAAGGUAUUAAUGGAAAGAGUUGCUGGGGCAGGGGAGUCAUACAUAUAUGCCAGAUCGACAUGUGUGGCAAAGUUUUGUGAGUUUCAGACAGAGUAGUCAUUCAAAACUAACUAUCUGAAAAUAUUAGAACAUGUUCUGCUCUGAUACUAAUAAUAGUUUUAUUACUAUUAAGUUAUUAGUUGCUUUUAUCAGCAUAUAUCAAACCAGAUCAUAAAAUGCAUUUUGAAAUACAUUUGAUCUGGAUUUUAAUUUGAACAAGCAAGUGUAAUUGUUAUUCUGUCGCAAGUUGCAGAUAGACAUCAAGAGGUGAUGUUCUGUCUUGGCAUUUAGUACUGUGAAUUUUGAUGACUUUGGUCUCAAACUGUGAGCCUGUCGCGAGUUGUAAUCUGUCCGUUCUUAGUGUUGUAUUAUUGUAGUUGACAAGCCGAAGGCCAAUAUCUGGUUUGGCUAAUCUUUACGUAGGAAA
Molecule: messenger RNA, 1143 nt
Organism: Jatropha curcas
Lineage: Eukaryota; Viridiplantae; Streptophyta; Magnoliopsida; Malpighiales; Euphorbiaceae
Product: KOW domain-containing protein
Biological process (GO): translation
Cellular component (GO): ribosome
Molecular function (GO): structural constituent of ribosome; RNA binding
Source: RefSeq, a predicted model, not a curated record